Messenger RNA from Syngnathus typhle (broad-nosed pipefish), 2064 nucleotides. RefSeq names its product BUB3 mitotic checkpoint protein (gene bub3). The transcript is spliced from 7 exons. Gene Ontology annotation, biological process: mitotic spindle assembly checkpoint signaling. Gene Ontology annotation, molecular function: ubiquitin binding. Bases 196 to 1164 code for a protein of 322 amino acids. Lineage: Eukaryota; Metazoa; Chordata; Actinopteri; Syngnathiformes; Syngnathidae. Gene Ontology annotation, cellular component: bub1-bub3 complex; kinetochore; mitotic checkpoint complex. The record is from RefSeq and is a predicted model, not a curated record.
AAAUUUUGUUCUAGCCAAUCAACAUCAACGUACUAGCAACUGCUGUCGGACCGCUUAUGCACUGAAGCGCUUAGCUAUCCUCUUUUAAUUCGACGCACAUUUAUGUGUUUGUUAGCUCAAUAUUUUAGGAAAACGUACUCAAGUCGAGAAUAAAAUAUUUUAUUACCUGACACCCGCCCGCCACUACCAAAGAGCAUGGUCGCAAGUGAGUACAAAUUGAACCAGGGGCCAGAAGAUGGCAUCACCGCCGUCAAGUUCAGCACCAGCACCGCACACUUGCUGCUGGUGUCCUCCUGGGACUCCACAGUGCGCCUCUACGACGUGGUAGCCAACACUAUGCGUAUGAAGUAUCAACACACAGUUCCGGUCCUGGAUUGUGCUUUUUAUGACCCGACACAUGCUUGGAGUGGAGAUCUAGAUGCAAAUUUGAAAAUGCAUGACUUGAAUACAGACCAGGACACCGUAGUGGGAAAGCACGACGCCGCUAUCCGUUGUGUGGAACACUGCCCGGAGGUGAAUGUCAUGGUGACGGGAAGCUGGGACAGGUCAGUCCGACUCUGGGAUCCGAGGGCGCCCUGCAACGCCGGCACCUUCACGCAACCGGAGAGGGUGUACACCAUGUCUGUGGCGGGCGACCGACUGAUCGUCGGCACCGCGGGCAGACGCGUGCUGGUGUGGGACUUGAGAAACAUGGGCUACGUGCAGCAGAGGCGAGAGUCCAGUCUCAAGUUUCAGACCCGCUGCAUCCGAGCCUUCCCCAACAAGCAGGGUUACGUGUUGAGCUCCAUCGAGGGCCGCGUGGCUGUAGAGUACCUGGACCCGAGCGUGGAGGUCCAGAAGAAGAAGUACGCCUUCAAGUGUCACCGGCUGAAGGAGCAAGUUGAGCAAGUCUACCCCGUCAACGCCAUCUCCUUUCACAGCGUGCACAACACAUUUGCAACUGGUGGCUCUGAUGGCUUUGUCAACAUCUGGGAUCCGUUCAACAAGAAGCGCUUGUGCCAGUUCCACCGCUACCCGACGAGCAUCGCGUCGCUGUCCUUCAACAGCGACGGCAGCCUGAUCGCCAUCGCCUCUUCUUACAUGUACGAGAUGGGCGACGUCAGCCACCCGGAAGACGCCGUCUACAUCCGCCAGGUCACAGAUGCCGAGACCAAGCCCAAGUGAGUCCGGAGGGCCACUCCCUUGUUCUAUGUCCACGACAGACUGUCGCAAAUUGCUCUACUUUUUCAGCCAAAACACACAAACGCCCAAGUUGAACUUUGUUCAGUGGCCUCAGCGUUUAAAGAUUUUACCUACUGGCAUCCAGUCUAAGACGCGCCCCCCCACCCCCCCCCCCACCCCCCGUUUCUUCUUUCUUUUGCGCAAUUGUUUGGCUUUCUUCUACUGUGGUCAUGUUAUAUCUUGCUCAAGUAAUUUCACUUCUGUAGUAAAACAUUUUGAAUACAUUUUCCGUGGCGCAUUUUGAAGUUUGUGGUAUGUGUAGCGUUUCACCCAGACUGUGGCCUGACACUGAUAAGACAUCAGCAGAUCUCCUUUUAUUGGCAAGGAAGUCAUCGCGACAGUCUGUGUCCGGUAGGCUGGGUGCAACUUGGCCCAAAAAAAAAAAAUAAUAACCAUGAUGAUGUUCCAUUCUAGAUCAUUUGAGAUACAGAACAAAACGGGCAAGGGUGACCAUUUUCUUCCUCCUUCAGUUUGGAUUUUGAAAUUCACAUAAUAGAAUUUGUCAGGCCCCUUCAGCCAAAGACGAUGGAGAUAUACAGUCAAUGAUUCUAUUUAAGUGCUAAUGGCUCAAUGGACCUCCGCUGCAUCCUGGAAAUGAUUAGCUAGCUGGCUUUUCGCUUGUCAUUUCCAUGAUGCUGGAUGUCUGAUUGGAUCAGAGCCUAAUAUGAAACGGCAUUUACGCCACUGCCCUUUGUUCGACAGACAAAAUUGUUUGUCUUGUUACCCUAGGAGGAACUGUUCCUUUUCAAUAAGGCAAAAUGAAUGCGCCUCGCUAUCUUAUUUACCAUACGCCUGUUGACCAAUUGCUGUUCUAUUAAUAAAAGUUCUUGACUAUAAAACUAA